AUGGCUGGGCCAGAAUUUAUAGGCGCUAUCUUUGGGCUCGCCGACGUCUCCUUCCGAACCUUCAUUUCAAUCCAAGAAACGGCGAGUCAAUGGAAGCACGCCCCCAAAAAGGUCGACAACAUCAACGAAGAGGCUUCUUUGCUCAUGAAAACAGUUUCUCAGCUAUCUGAGCUGCUGAACGACAACGAAAGUACAUCUAAUCUCGCAGAAAGCAUAGGUCUCUCGAAAACAGUACAACAGUGCGAAGCCAACUGUGCAACACUGGUGCCAUACGUGUCCAAGUGGGCAACCUCGGUGUCGAGCUUCUUUUUCCGGGCCAGAGUCCAUUACUUGUUUCAUCAAAGCCUUUUCGCAGAAAUCCUUGCGGAUAUUCAAGUUGUUAAACAGAAUCUCAUCCUUUUUAGCUUACUAGCACAAUUAUCGAUGAGUAUGACUGGCGAACCGUCUCAGCCAAACGAGAAGCGGGUCAGAGUCAACCCCAAAUCAGUCAAAAAGGAUAUCAGCAGUAUGGAUAUACCCAACACCACAAAGGAAAAGGCAUGCGCCAAAGUGGAGCAGAUUGCUGCAGGGCAGUCGGGAGGGAAAUUGAAACAAAGCUGGGAUAACGUCUCUUAUGGACAGUACGGCUCUGUUGGUAUAGGCGGUAAGUUACCUCAGCAGAUUAGCGAUGUUGAACAGGACUGGAAGACCGUGAAGCCAGGAGAAGACGGGAAGGCAGACACACUCAGCUCAGUCCCGGUGGCUUGCAAUAGCUGGCCGUAUCCAUGCACCUACGGUAACUUCUCUAACUUCCACCAUCCAGCACAAAGAUGUGCGAGCCGCCGUCUUACGCGUGUUCAGUCGGUUUGCAGUAUGCUCACAUGUCUUUAUGAGAUCGUUGUCGAUGAAGUCGCUGCUCCGGCUCCAAAGCGACGGCGAUUGAAAACCUCUCAUGCGGAGAGCGUCACACUCGAGAGCGCUCACAAUGCAUCGCAAACACCACUACCGCCGGCCUACAUGACCGCAAAAUAUUUAGGGGAAGAUACUUUAGUGUGCUAUUGCAUGCUGCUAUUGCGGCUGGGUGCCGACGACGAACUCGUAUUACAACUUUCACUCUUCUCCGCUCCCAUCGCUCCCCCGACGGAACGGAGGACACUCAAGCGUGCCUUUCAGUACGUAGGGGCUACUACAUAUGGUCCGAAACGCCGCUCCGGUGAUGUGGGCGAUUUCCUGAGCCAAGCCGGUUGCUACUUGAAUGACCCUGUUGGCUGUGACCGCAACGUCCCCUACAUGAAUCCUCAACGUCUAUUCACUCUUCACGAACGACCACCAAUGACUUUAAAUUUGUUUUGGUCGCACCAAGCACAAAUCGACAGCUUUUCACGAGCUUCCUUAGAUGUUUUGUCUCGAUUUGAAACCACUGAUGAGUUCGAGACAUCGGCUUGCCUGAUAGCUCUAAAGACCGAGUUGAAAGAGCAUCAGAAACAAGCCCUUACCUUCUUCCUGCGAAGUGAACGAGGUAUGCAUCCAGAUAAAGAAUGGGAUAUGGCUGCGGAAGACAAGCGCGAGACAGCUGACUUUUGUGAACGCUGUGACUGGUGA
Molecule: messenger RNA, 1581 nt
Organism: Alternaria rosae
Lineage: Eukaryota; Fungi; Ascomycota; Dothideomycetes; Pleosporales; Pleosporaceae
Exons: 6
Coding region: 1-1581 (526 amino acids)
Source: RefSeq, a predicted model, not a curated record